Messenger RNA from Syzygium oleosum, 1301 nucleotides. RefSeq names its product salutaridine reductase-like. Bases 147 to 1025 code for a protein of 292 amino acids. The record is from RefSeq and is a predicted model, not a curated record. Lineage: Eukaryota; Viridiplantae; Streptophyta; Magnoliopsida; Myrtales; Myrtaceae. The transcript is spliced from 5 exons. Gene Ontology annotation, cellular component: membrane.
UCCUUCUGUUCUUCUGGAUAGAGAAAAAUGAUGUUUUCGCCUAUACAUAUGCACUCAACAAGCCACAGCAGAAGAGCCACCACCUUGCAAAAUCUUUGCAGAAGGAAAAAAAAGGGCGGAUUUUAACAUUUCAAGCUCUUCAUCAAAUGGACAGGGUUGCGGUCGUUACCGGUGCGAAUAAAGGGAUCGGAUUCGAGAUAUGCAAGCAACUAGCUUCGAAUGGAGUCUUUGUUGUGUUGACUGCAAGAGAUGUGAAUAGAGGGAAUGAGGCUAUCGAGAAGCUCGCGAGUAGUGGGAUCUCCAACGUGGUCUUUCAUCCGCUCGACGUGGUCGACGGGACUAGUGUCAAUUUGCUUGCGGAUUUCGUAAAGGCUCGGUUUGGAAAACUCGAUAUUUUGGUGAAUAAUGCAGGCGUAACCGGAGCUACAGUCAUGAAUAAAGACUUGGUUUUCACAAGAGAUAAAAUUACAGGUCCGCAGGCCAAAUCGAUGAAAGAAUUCAUGGAGCAGACCUAUGAAUUAGCAGAAAAAUGUCUGAGGACUAACUACUAUGGAGUCAAACAAGUGACUGCUGCUCUUCUACCUCUUCUUCAACGAUCAAAUUCGGCAAAAGUAGUCAAUGUCUCCUCUUCCCUUGGCCAGCUUCAGAACAUCCCCGGCGAGAAUAUCAAAGAGGAGCUCAAUGACAUCGAUAGCCUCACGGAAGAGAAAGUGGACGGUUUGGUAGUGAGAUUUCUGGAGGAUAUCAAGGAGGAUAGGUCGGAAACUGGAGGCUGGCCGAUCAUUUAUUCCGCUUACAUCGUCUCCAAGGCAACUCUCAAUGCUUACACUAGAGUUUUAGCAAAGAAAUACCCCGGUAUCGCCAUCAAUGCCGUGGCCCCAGGUUUCGUCAAGACCGACCUAAACCACAACACUGGGUUUUUGCCAGUCGAGGAAGGCGCGAGAGGCCCCGUUAUGGUGGCUUUAAUGCCGAAAGAAGGACCUUCCGGCUUUUUCUUUGCUCGGACGGUAGUGUCGACCUUUUGAUCAAGAUUUGGAUGAGUACUGCAGAGAGGCUAUGUCCGUAUAAACCCUAAAGCUAUAUAUGUUAUAUUGCAUUUUUCGCUCUGUUUAUUGGUAGGAGCUUCUAAAAACGCUUUUAGCACUAUACAAUUUAGAGUUAUGCUGGUGCGAGUUUUAAAAUGAUUUAGCAUUAUACAAGAUGAAAUGAUUCAAUUUGGGUCAAAUCUUUUAUAGAGUCAUUUUGACUACGUAUGGAAUGACAAUUUGUUCUCGAAAUGGAAUUGUACGUCCGCAAUUAAU